UGCGGAUCAAUAGAGAAAAUCCAGAGAAAGGGCAGUUUUUCCAUGUUUCACUUUUCUAUAUCCUUUUUCAGGAUGUUUAAUUGAGCUUUUUGGAGUAGUUUUGUGCAGAAAAAUGUCUCCAAUAUCCUAGUGAAGUGCCAUUGAGUGGAAGUUUCAGUGAAAGUGUUGAGAUUUCUGUGAUAUUUGCCCAAAAUCUCAUGUUUCUCCGGUCAGGGAGUUUCUACUGAGCCUCAGUCGAGUGUGUAUUGUAGUUUUUUUUUAUUUGGUUGUACACUUCCGGGGAAUUCCAGAGGGUGACGUGUUUAGUAAAAUCAUCCCUCUUCUCCAUUCCCUUUCGUCCGUAAAAAGUUCAUUGUUGAAGCAACAGAACCGUGAAAUUACUUAAUGCAUACGGCGACUCAUUCUCAUCCUGAGAAGUGAAGGAAAUAUUUAGGCCUGAUUUUGUGGAGAAUUGCCAGGAGUUUCAGUGAUUUUUUUUUCGGGGAUGUUGAGGCCAUUUUUAGGGCGUUUUCUCAUAUAAAACUUCUCAGUUGGUGCUCAAAAUGAUUUACUGAAGAUUUUCGGACGGGAAUUCAACAAGCCAGAAGGACAAAGGAUUUAGAGACCGUGAAACUAGCAGAGGAGCCUCAAAUCAGUUUUUUUGGAGGAUAAAUAAAGCAGAAUGGACAAGGAAGCUGAGAGUAUUCAACUUAAGAAGGCCUUGGAGUGGGAAUUGUCUCUGGAUUCUCGAGAUUUGCGUUCCCAUGCUUGGUACCAUGGUCCUAUUCCUCGGCAGAGAGCCGAAGAAAUUGUGAAGAAAGAUGGUGAUUUCUUGAUUCGCGAUUGUGCUUCCCAGCCUGGAAACUUUGUCCUCACUUGCCGGACAAAGUCCAGUGUCCUCCACUUUGUCAUUAAUAAAGUUACCAUUCAGAAGGAUACUGUCUACGAGAGAUUUCAGUAUCAAUUUGAGGAUGAUGCGUAUGAUACUGUGGCAGACUUGAUAACUUUUUACGUGGGUUCCGGAAAGGCUGUUUCUGCAGCGUCGGGAGCUAGGAUUCAGUUUCCUUGCAAUCGUCUGUAUCCUCUGUCUUUCUAUGUGGCUAAGUAUGCUAGUCCGGUGGCUCCUGGAAGUCCAUUGGUGGCACCGGCUCCGAAUCCUGGAUGCAGGUACAAUCCCUACAAUCAGCAAGUGGGGAAUCAUCGAAGUCCGGUAUCGUCGCCUCCCAGGACUAAGAGGGACGUCCCACCGAGGCUGCCGACGAAGAAGCAGAGAUCCCAGAGUCUGACUCCCAUUCAGCCGAAUGCUGUCCAGAAGCAGGAGAAGUACGGAAGCGCCGAUGGGGUAAUAAAUGGAUCAGGAGGAUCGGGAUCAUCGGAAGAUGGAGGCAAUUUGAUGUCGAGAUCUGUAGAGGAGAAGCCUCGGAAUAUAUCUUCAACAUUCCCCAGGACAAUCAGCUGUGACAAGAGUCUCUCGCCGUGCCUGGAGCAGAAGGUGUCUCCGGUGGAGGAGAAGGAGAACACAGCUCCAAGUCCACCACCGAAACCCGCCAGAGGGCUCAAGGAGCCACCUCCGGAACUCCAGCGUCCUCUCUAUCGUCAUCCAUCGUACCAUGCCAGUGGCUCAGAUUCCGGGAAUGGAUCAGGAGAUUCUGCCCAGAGCUCAGUUGCUGGAGAUAGUGUAUCAGUGGAUUUGGUGCAGCACCGUGGAGUUGUCAUUCGGAAUCCCCGAUUCAUUCCCAACUCUGCAUCCUCCGUAACGCUCAAGUGCUACAUGGAGAUGGAUCCGAUUGCCGCGGAGGAAUCUCUCCUGGCCAUGGAGAUACCCAAGAUUCAUCCACUCUCGAGAUUUGACAUUGAGGCUUUUGAGACACUUCUGCUGCCCGCCGUGGACAAUAAACCCCUGGAUACUGCAGCCCUAGACACCUUCCGGAUGAUGCUGGCGGAGAAUGGACCAACAAUCCUGGCCAAUCAUCUCACCAGAGCAGACAUUAAGCUCAUCCUCGGGGAGGAACAGGUCACCGGACCCAGGGGUCUCGACUGCAUUGGUCUAGAGAUGAUUACUCUGCCCCAAGGGAAGCAAUUCCGCCAAGAUCUGAUCGAGCGAACGGAAUGUCUCAAGCUUCUGGUGGCUGUCACAAUUCUCACGUGCUCGUCCGACGAGGAACGCACGGAAGUGCUCAAUAAAUGGAUUCUAGUGGCGUUGGACACAAAAACAGCCAUGGGAAAUCUCUUUGGGUUUUGCGGAAUUAUGCUGGGACUAUGCAUGCCCCAGGUGCAGAAGAUGGACAGCAUCUGGCAUUCCCUGAGGCAGCAUUUCACAGAGAGCGCCUUUACGUUCGAAGCCAAGCUGAGGCCGACGCUGAAAAGCAUGAAUGACGCAUCGAAUCCUCAGGCGCCCAAUACUUGCCUACCCCAUCUGCUGCCCUACGUUCUACUGAAAGACAGGAGGCUCGAGGAAGUUAUCGGAUCCAGUGCAACGUCUUCCCCUUUGAUUAAUGCUUGCAUUGCUCCUUGGGAGAGUUCAGCAAGUGACUUUGGUCUCUCAAUCUUCAGUGCUCAUCUCGAUUCUGCCCGAAAUUUUGCCAAAAACCUCCCAACUUAUCGCAGAAAUGCCCAAAUGAUCCUCAAUGAUUCUAGCAUUCGACUGGAUGAACUCCUCGAGGAUUCUUUCAGAACUGAGUUCCACAUGAAGUUCCUGUGGGGCAGCAAAGGUGCCCAGACUCCUGCAAAGGAGCGCCAUGCAAAACUCGAGCAGAUUCUAACUCUUAUGUCAGACAAAUACUGCAGCACUCGCCAGCAAAAUGAUCCCAUUUAAAAGGGUUUUAAGGGGGCGCGAGGGGAGAAGGAAAAGCCACCAAAAGAUGAAAUCAAACUAGUCAAAAGUAAGUGGUGAAGAAAUUGUGCAAAAAAAAAAGAAAUUUCUUACUCGUACUUUACACAAAAUAUUCACAAGACAAAUAAAAUAAUUCUCCAUUUUUUUUUGUAUAAAAGUUGUACGAUUGGGAAUUUUGCAAUUUGAUAUUUAUAUCGAAAAUCGAUAAAGAAAUAUUUAGAAGAGCAUUUUAGUAGGAUUUUUUCUAGUGAAUAAGAAAAUUUAUAUAAAUGCAUUUCCAUUCCUCACUUAUUUAUUCA
Molecule: messenger RNA, 3111 nt
Organism: Phlebotomus papatasi
Lineage: Eukaryota; Metazoa; Arthropoda; Insecta; Diptera; Psychodidae
Product: SH2 domain-containing protein 3C
Exons: 4
Coding region: 662-2794 (710 amino acids)
Biological process (GO): positive regulation of peptidyl-serine phosphorylation; small GTPase-mediated signal transduction
Molecular function (GO): phosphotyrosine residue binding; guanyl-nucleotide exchange factor activity
Source: RefSeq, a predicted model, not a curated record